GCGAGCGCACCCGGUGCUUCCCCGUCGCCCAACGCAGAGCGAAGCGCGCCGCUUCGGGGAGGCGUCAACGGCCCACCUCACCGACCUUCGAGGGGGGAGAUAUCGCCGCAAGCACAAGUAAGCGCCAUUUCUCCAGCCGCGCACCUUCCCGCCAUGGCCGCCAGCAGGAUCCUCUUGGCGUGCUGCCUGCUAGCGCUUGCCCCGCACGUGGCGGUCGCGGCGCGCCACCGCCGUGGCGCGGGCCGCGAGAACGCUACGCUCGGGCUCGCCGGCGGCUGGGAGCCGGAGCCGUGCGGGGAGUUGCCAGAGGGCGUGCCGUGCCGCGCGCUGUACGAGCACCCAGCGGGCUCCGAGUUCGUCGGCCCGUGUCCGGUCGCCACGGGUCCAGAACCAAGGCCCCCAGUCCAGCGGUCACAGCACCUAAGACCGACAAGUGCCCGCAGAUCUCCUGCCCUCGGGGCGCUGGGCGUAACCUUCAAGCUGAUCUGUGGGGGCGGGUGCUGCCCGACCUGCUGGGCCCCGGACCACGUCGUCGCCAUGGACCGGCACACCACCAUCGAGAGCCCCUACGUCGUGGAGACUGCCCCGCAGGCGCCCAGCCACUGCGGAGGCGCGAAGUGCUUCAAGCUGAUCUGUGCGCAGGGCUUCACCGAGGGGCACGUGGAGGGCGACUGCUGCUACUCUUGCGUGCCUGGCCGCUGAGUGCGCACACCAUGGCCCACACGCGUUUGGACGAUGAGAUCAUCUCACCAGCAUCGUCUCACGCGUCGUCUCAGCGAAGGCUUCAUCUUCCUCCUACCAGUGCCGGCGCCAAGUUUCAGCUAGUCUCGGCUUCAUCUUCUUCCUACCAUUCAAGGUUUACCAUCGUCAGCACCAUCAGAACCUACAAGAGAGUGAUGCGUUCCAGCAGCUCCACAUGGGGCCACGCAGCAGGUUGGCACAGAGAGAGAGAGAGAGAGACCGCGCGCCCCGCAGGCACCUCUCGCCCCAAACGUGGCAGGCGCGGGAGGCCGUGACUUGUGGCAAGCCCCAGUGGGACCAGCUGAAAACGAUUACAGAAAGGCGUGCAAACGGAUGGUGUUCGAGAUUCACUCAUAUUCCCUAGCGGUAACUAGCGGACAGCAUGGCCAGGUUCACUUCGCAUCAGCAAGAGGGCAAUGCCGAGUAAUAUCCGUACCCAUCCGUGCUGCGAAGUCCGUGCGCGGAAUCUUGUUUCAAGGGCGUGGCAGGCGCGGGGUGCAGUGCACUCUGGUCGGUCGUUGUGGGACUGCUCGGUGGAUGUAUGGGCCAACCCACCGGGCAGCGUAGACACUGUCAAUCGCGUCGUUCGAGCUUCCGAAGCGCCAUCUGGGGGGA
This is a messenger RNA of Prorocentrum cordatum, 1356 nucleotides long. The record is from the annotation of a GenBank genome assembly. NCBI's taxonomy places the organism in Eukaryota, Dinophyceae, Prorocentrales, Prorocentraceae.